Halteromyces radiatus is the source of this 1809-nucleotide messenger RNA. RefSeq lists its product as uncharacterized. NCBI's taxonomy places the organism in Eukaryota, Fungi, Mucoromycota, Mucoromycetes, Mucorales, Cunninghamellaceae. The record is from RefSeq and is a predicted model, not a curated record. The transcript has 4 exons. Bases 56 to 1720 code for a protein of 554 amino acids.
AAUUAAUAAAAAAAAAAAAAAACUACUCCUUCUUUGUUUGAUCCAUAAUCUCCGCAUGGAAUUUCAUGAAGUUCAUCAUUUUCUCAAUCAAGAAAAGGAUAGAUUGAAUUCAUCCACGACAGCAACAACAGGAACAACAGAAAGAGCAGAAGCAACAGCAUUUACAACAGCAACAGAUAUCAAUCCACCUUAUUUCAUUGACGACGAUUCUUUUGAUAGUGACGAUGAUAAAACUAUACUUCACAAUGAACUAUCUCGACCGCGUGAACUUUAUCAGCUCUCACAGGAUACUCCUUCAUUAUCUUUGUUACAUCAUAGACAGCGUCAUUACUCAAGGAUACCAAUGGAACGCUUGCUAUUACCAAAGCAUAGAUCGAAUACCUCACUUUCAAGAGUUUUUGUUGCCAGUGUUCGACAAUUGAAACGCAAGGUCAUCUCAUUAUCGCCUUCCACUAUCUCAUCCUCAAGUGAAGAUUCUUCUUAUUCAUCCUCUGACGAAUACAAAUCCUGGGACCUGUCCUCUUCUACGCAUCCACAUGAUAUCACUCAUUCUCCAGGUACACCAUCAUUAUCUAACAGUAGAAAACUAAUACAACAAGAGCAAUAUCAGGAACAGGAAGAACAACAACAGGAGCAGCAUGACUCAUCGGUUCAUCAACUGGAUCCUCCUGCGUUAUCGCCUAUCCCUAAACCAGUAUCACUAGUCCCAUCUCAACAACAGAUCUCUAUCUCUCCUUCACCCACCCAUCGAUAUCGUUCUCGUCGUCAUCGACUUCGUCAACAUCAACUAUUUGUAUCAUCUUACCGUAAUGAUGCGGCGCUUGCGAAAAUAUCUGGUGUGCCUUCCAGCAAUAGAUUCAUCCAUACAUCACCAACUUCAUCAUCAUCUUCUCCCACUACAAAAAGAUCAAGGGUGCGCUCACGUCUUGGCUCUAUCUGGAACCGUCGAUUCUUUCGCCCAACGACAGUAACGCCUACAUCAUUAUUAUUAUCACAAUCACCAUCAUAUAUAGGUACUGAUCACCAUAGAAUAUAUUCUAGAGGAACAGAUAGUUCUGAUUCCUUCAAUACAGUUAUACCAAGUGGUCAUUACGACAGGAACAGCAAUGAUACCCUGACAACAUCCUUUGAUCCAUCACAAGACUUUUCCCUCUCAUCAUUAGAAGUUGCUAACAGAACUCCUGAUUUGUCGACGCUUAUAAGAUCACCAUCUAUGUUAUUGGCUCAAGUUUCUGAAAAUAUCCAAAAACUGCAAUGCUUAAUAGAUAUUGAAGUACAAUUGGUAGAAGAUCAUCGACGUGACGUUUCUUUUUAUACAAAUCAACUGGAACAAUUGGAUCAUGAUGUACAGUUUUUGAAUACGAAAGUAUUGGAUAUUCUUGGUAAAGUGGAUACUGAAAUGAUACCAGUGCAAGAGGAGAUGCAACGUAUGAUACCCUUAUUGGAUCAAGCUCAAAAGGUACAUCACAUCAUUAUCAACAGAUUCACCAAGAGAGUGUUUCAAAUCAAGGCUAGAAAUACAUUCGAAUUACUGCGGAAAAAAACAAUAUCAGCACAACAGCAGAUCAAGCGAUGGAAUACAUUUACUUAUUGGGGUUAUUUUGUGUCUUUAAUCUUAUUAUCUUGGACUUUUCUUUUAUGGUCCAUCUACUCUGUGGGAUUUACCUUUACCUGUAUAUGUAUUGUUAUUUUGACUUUACUUUUUUAUGAUACUUCUUGAUCAUUUUCUUAGUCUUGUAUAUACUUUAAUAAAUACAUCAUUAUUACUUUUUUUUUGUUUCUUUGGGGAUUCAUCACUGGAAUGAAGGU